Molecule: messenger RNA, 2016 nt
Organism: Plasmopara halstedii
Lineage: Eukaryota; Oomycota; Peronosporomycetes; Peronosporales; Peronosporaceae
Exons: 1
Coding region: 1524-1715 (63 amino acids)
Source: RefSeq, a predicted model, not a curated record
AUAUGAUUACAACAUUUGAGCAUUAAUGAAGUACUGCAUGAUGCUUCAUUACAUUUGUAACUCUUACAGUAACUCCUUCGUAUGUUUAUGUGUGCUGAUCUUCAUGAUGAUUUUUUAUUCUACUAUCAACAUGCUCGACUUUGACUGUUUCAUGAAUGCUCUUUCCAACUCCGGAUGUCCCUCACAUUGAAGUGGUCAUUCUAACCCGAAUGACAGGCGGAGAGCGGAAUAAAUUGAGCUUCUUCAAAUGAAUGAAAUAGUUGCACUUGUAAAACAACUUGACGAUGGCAAGAACCUUAAAGUUGAAAAAGUAUUGGAUACGCUGACGUUUGUCUUCAGUACAGCAAUCCCACAUGGUUUUUAAAUAUGACAAGAGUAUUGGGAUCUUCAUGAUAUAAUCAAGCAAAAAUUGACAACAUAUCGAUCGAUCAGUGAAGUUCCUGUAAUCGGUAGCCCUGGGAUUGGGAAGUCGGUGUUUGGGGUGUUCUUGCUGCUGUUAUUCAUGAUCAAGCAAACAUACACCUUGGUGAUAAGUUGAUAUACCUCACUUGGCACAUCAAUAGUUACAAGUGCUUGCGUUGGCUAUAUACUAACGCGAAGUAUUACGGAUUUUUCGAUGGAAAUGAAGCCGGUGGAGCAUUGCGGCUAUCGAGCUUCAAACGUAUAUUUCUGUUCGCCAGUUCAAGCACUAGAAAUUAUAAGCACUUUGUCAAGAAUGUUGGCUUAAGGAUGUACAUGAAUCUGUGGACUAAGGCUGAAUUCGAGACAUUUGCGAAUUUAAUUCAAAAGACGAUUGGUUUCGAAGGUUCAAUCUCGUUAUAGGCAAGUGUUUUCAUCAUCCAGAACGAUUCGAUAGUCAGAUGAGGCACAUUUCAUUCAAUUUGGACCCACAACGAGAUUUCGCACUGUCGCGCGUUCUUGGCGUAUUCUUCACUGGCUGUUAAGGUGAUCAUGGAAGCGCGUUAUCAAGUUAGUUUCGCCAAUUAAAUUCGCGCAUUGCUGCAGACUACAGCCCUAGAAUUGCAGUCAUGGCGAGAUGUAGCUAUCAUGAUAUUUCUGUUACAAGAUCUUGCCACCAACAAGUUUUGUAUGAGAGCACUCGAAGGAAGCAAUAUCGCUACCGUCACGCGACAUGGUCCAUUAAAUGCAGUGUCUGAGAUCAUCCCAGCGUCAUCCGAAAUCCAUAAGAAAUUGGUGCUUUACAUACCGUUAUCAAACAAUCUAUUACUCUUGCUCUGAGGCUUAAAAGAAUCUUGACCCGCUCGAGUUCGAUGUGUCCGAAGCAAAUGUGCAGACAUCCAGCGAAAAAUCGACUUGGAUAGGUUACUACUUGAACAGCAUUCUAACUCUACCUUCUCCAAUUAUCAUAUUCAGGGCUACAUCGUGAUAACACAACGCAUUAUCGCCAAAUCGUUUUAUAAGAGAGUUGUCAUUUCAUUUCUACAACCAUCAAUCGAAGUUAUGAGCUCAUUGAUGAUGAUACAUGGUGUGGCCUUUUAGUCGCUAUACUAAAAGGUCACACCAUGUAUCAUGAUCCACGAGCUGAGGCCUUGAGCAUUGAAACCUUUAGCUUUCACUGUCUUCCACGUCAAGAUGAAGUUAAUUUAUACUUGAUUUUGAUUUUGGUCAAGAAGUCGCGAUAUGAAAUCAACUCAAUUUCAAGAGACAGUAUCCGUAUACAGCAAGUGGAAGCCUCUACAUCCAUGGAGAGAUGAUGGAAGAGUCUCAGAGCCAAAUCUAAUUGAAGACAAAAUUGAUCGUAUUGAUCCGAUUUCAAAUUUCCAUCUCAGCUUAUGGAAAACAAUAUCGGCGUUGUACGACGUCGGUACGACAAAAUCGACUUUGUAAUAAAACUUUUUAAAUGAAUCGAAAUAUUGAGCUAUUACAAUCGAAUCUAAAUCGCAAAAGCUUGAUCACUUCGUCCAUUGAAAUCUCCAAACUGACCAUUAGGGGCAUUUUACAAUUUGACACGUUUCAGUCUCUACGUCACACGGCUCUUAAAUUUAAUGCAAGUGG